UUGUCAGUGUCCGGGGAGAGCAGCGGCCGUCAGUCCGUCCUGUCUGCUGAGAACUCUGUAGGUUCUUCUGUCAUGGACGGCUCUGGAAAAACACCCGUUAAAUAUACAGAAGGGGUGAAAGAAGAUUUGAAGGCAGCUGAGGCGGCUUCGUCCGCUCAGGGCUCGUGCCUGGGGAGGAUGAGGGGCUUCAUCCCGCAGGAAUACCGGAAUGAGCUCGUGCAACUUUUUAAACUAGCGGGACCAGUGGUUAUUUCCCAGACUAUGAUCUUCAUGAUCAGUUUCGUCAGCACUGUGUUCUGUGGUCACCUGGGAAAAACUGAACUUGCAGGAGUAUCGUUAUCAAUUGCGGUGGUAAAUGUCACCGGUAUCUCCAUUGGGUCUGGUUUGUCAUCAACUUGUGAUACCCUCAUAUCUCAGACGUAUGGGAGCGGUAACUUGAAGCGUGUUGGUGUGAUUCUCCAGAGGGGGAUUCUGAUUCUGCUGCUGGCCUGUUUCCCCUGCUGGGCCAUCCUCAUCAACACUGAACCCCUCCUGCUCGCUGUGAAACAGAGCCCAGAGGUGGCCAGUCUCACCCAGAUGUAUGUGAAGAUCUUCAUGCCUGCCCUGCCGGCUGCUUUUAUGUACCAGUUGCAAGGGAGGUAUCUUCAAAAUCAGGGAAUCAUAUGGCCUCAGGUUGUAACUGGAGCAGUUGGAAAUGUCUUCAACGCAAUCAUCAACUACAUCUUGCUGUAUCGUCUGGAUUUGGGUGUUGCUGGAUCUGCGGCAGCCAAUGCUAUCUCACAGUAUUUGCUGGCUGUGAUCUUGUACAUUUACAUCUGCUGGAGGGGUCUGCAUAAGGCCACAUGGGGAGGUUGGUCGAUGGACUGUCUGCAGGAGUGGGGUCCCUUUAUCAAACUGGCCAUACCCAGCAUGCUCAUGCUUUGUCUGGAGUGGUGGGUGUUUGAAAUGGGAGGAUUCCUGGCCGGAGUGAUUAGUGAGACUGAGCUGGGAGCUCAGUCUAUAGCAUAUGAGCUGGCAGUUGUAGCUUACAUGUUCCCGUUGGGAUUGUCUGUUGCUGCCAGUGUGCGGGUUGGGAAUGCUCUUGGUGCAGGAAACAUAGCGCAGGCCAAGCUGUCUUGCAAAGUCCCCAUCAUGUGUGCAUUCAUAAUUGCAUGUAUUGUUGGAGCCAGUUUUGCCAUCGCCAGAAAUGUCAUUGGAUACAUUUUCACUUCAGAGCCAGAAAUUUUACAGAGGGUUGCUGACGUCCUGAUCAUAUUUUGUUUCACACAUCUUGCUGAUGCCAUUGCGGGCGUGGCUGGAGGUGUUCUCAGAGGAGCAGGAAAACAGUUGAUUGGUGCUCUGUGUAACCUGGUGGGAUUCUACUUCAUUGGCUUUCCUAUUGGUGUGUCUCUCAUGUUUGCAGCAAACAUGGGCAUUGUAGGACUAUGGACUGGACUGACCAUUUGUGUGGGUGUGCAGUCCCUUUUCUUCCUCACAUAUCUGUGGAAACUUGAUUGGAAGAAGGCUGUUGAAGAGGCUCUUGUGAGAGCUGGAGUCCAGAUCAAAGAAGAAAAAGUGAUGGUCAGCAUGAAAAAUACAGACUCAAAUCAGAACCAGGCUCAGAUCAGUACUAUUACAUCGAGCUGUGUGACUGCUGAGGAGGACUACACAUACCAGGAGGUGCAUAUUGCAGACCAAAAUAAAUCCACUACCACUACAGUAGGGGAUGUUCUGUCAAUAACACAGCUGGUUUUACGGCGUGGCCUCACAUUGCUGCUCAUGGUCGCCAUCCUCGUUGCUGGAAUCUUCAUCAGCGACUUCCUCGUCAAGUUGCUAAAAUAACUCCUCUGAUUAUGUAAAUCUGGCAGUCUGACUGAUGGUUGUCAGGAUUCAUAGCAUAAAGUUCCAAUUAAACAAUAUGUUCAUGGUAACUCUAAAUCACAGUGUAAUGCUAUAGGGUUACCGUACUGUUGAUCCCACUGAGGAUCAACGCUGGAGGCUGUAGUUUUGUGCAGACUUUAGCCACUCUAUGACAGAGAGCCAAAUUAAACAAGGUUAUAAGGGCGGAAUAUCUAGCAAGCAAAACAGACUUUAUUUUUGAGUGGUUAGCUGACUUAACCAGGGCGAGUGUUUGGACUUUAAUGGGAUGCUCAUGUUCUGUUUCUGUUAAAUGUUGGAGUAACAUCAGGCAGGUAUCUGCCUACAUGAUAGCCAUAACAAAUUUGAUGAAUGAUGGGGCAGUACUUUAUGUCAUCGCUUUUUUCUGUGAUUUUGUUUUGAAAUCAACUCGUGAACCCUAGAGAGUAACAAUUGCUUAAUGCAACUUUAAUUUGUUCAGGCGUGCCGUGUUUGUCCCACUCUGUUUGUCUCACACUAUUCAGUAGCUCAGGUAGGGUUUAAUAAAAAAAAAUCUGAGAAAUUCCGUUUUGAUUUUAGAGGAACAUUUUGAAAUGUUUACACACUGUGCCUUGGACAAAUAUGUAAAUUAAUAUAAAGUGCAAAAACUUAAAGGUAAGUGUAUUUGUAGGCAUUAUAGGUAAACAGUGACGUCAUACGCCCCACAGUGGGACACCUAAGUCUUUGUAACUUUAUGUAACAUUAGUACUCAAUAUUUUGUCAUCAAAAGCAAAACAUAAAAACUCUAAAAAAAAA
Morone saxatilis (striped sea-bass) is the source of this 2631-nucleotide messenger RNA. Its product is annotated as multidrug and toxin extrusion protein 1-like. Gene Ontology annotation, cellular component: membrane. The transcript has 16 exons. NCBI's taxonomy places the organism in Eukaryota, Metazoa, Chordata, Actinopteri, Moronidae. Gene Ontology annotation, biological process: xenobiotic detoxification by transmembrane export across the plasma membrane. The record is from RefSeq and is a predicted model, not a curated record. Gene Ontology annotation, molecular function: antiporter activity; xenobiotic transmembrane transporter activity. Bases 73 to 1821 code for a protein of 582 amino acids.